Messenger RNA from Apis cerana (Asiatic honeybee), 3072 nucleotides. RefSeq names its product UDP-glucose 6-dehydrogenase sgl (gene sgl). Gene Ontology annotation, biological process: glycosaminoglycan biosynthetic process. The record is from RefSeq and is a predicted model, not a curated record. Gene Ontology annotation, cellular component: nucleus. Gene Ontology annotation, molecular function: UDP-glucose 6-dehydrogenase activity; NAD binding. Lineage: Eukaryota; Metazoa; Arthropoda; Insecta; Hymenoptera; Apidae.
UUAGCAACGAGAAUGUAACGACAGAGACCGCGCGUGCGACCUAUGCGUCUCCAGUUGAGAGUAUUUUCUAUAAAGAACGCGUAGCGGCUAUGUCAGUGUUCCUAAUGUGUCGACGAUUCGUUUAUAAAACGUAUCUGUCAUGAACGUUGAUAUUUGGAAUCUAAAAAACAUUUGUUUAUUAAUGUGUUCGUGACAGUACGUGAACUGAAUGAAUAGUGAUUCUCGACUUAUCGUAAUAUUUUCUUCCGUCCUGUCGAUUCUGGGAAGCCGCUCGUUUUCUAUUUCGAUAUAAAUUUAGAAGCAGUAGCUACAGUUGCGUGAUUGAUAGGUACCAAUACCAAAUAUGACUAUCAGAAAAAUUUGCGGUAUCGGUGCUGGAUAUGUGGGUGGACCAACGUGUAGUGUGAUUGCUCUGAAAUGUCCAGAAAUUCAAGUAACCGUGGUGGACAAGAGCAAAGAGAGAAUUGCUCAAUGGAAUUCAGAGAAAUUGCCGAUAUACGAACCAGGUCUUGAUGAAGUGGUGCGCAAAUGUCGUGGCAAGAAUUUGUUCUUCUCCACGGAUAUAGAAACUGCGAUCCAGGAAGCGGAUCUAAUCUUCAUUUCAGUAAAUACUCCAACGAAAACGUUCGGCAAUGGGAAAGGAAGAGCAGCUGAUUUGAAGUACGUCGAGAGCGCGGCUAGAAUGAUCGCGGAAAUUGCGACCGGGAAUAAAAUCGUUGUAGAAAAAAGCACGGUUCCAGUAAGAGCUGCAGAAAGUAUAAUGAAUAUUUUGCGUGCCAAUCAUAAACCAGGAGUAUCAUGUCAGAUCUUAUCGAAUCCAGAAUUCCUGGCGGAGGGAACCGCCAUUGAGGAUCUGGUGAACGCAGAUCGCGUUUUAAUCGGAGGCGAAGAUUCGCCGGAAGGACAGGCGGCUAUCGAGGAAUUGUGCAAGGUUUAUGAGCAUUGGAUUCCAAGAAAGAAUAUUUUAACGACGAACACUUGGAGCUCGGAAUUAUCAAAACUGGCCGCCAAUGCUUUCUUGGCACAACGUAUAUCGAGCAUAAAUUCUCUGUCGGCCGUGUGUGAGGCGACCGGCGCGGAUGUGUCCGAGGUUGCGCGGGCAGUUGGCCUUGACUCUCGAAUAGGGUCCAAGUUUCUUCACGCGUCCGUUGGAUUCGGCGGUUCGUGCUUUCAAAAGGAUAUUCUUAAUCUGGUGUACAUUUGCGAAUGUCUAAAUCUACCAGAGGUUGCCGCUUAUUGGCAACAAGUGAUAGACAUGAACGAGUACCAGAAAUCCAGAUUCUCAGCGAAAGUAAUCGAGUCUUUGUUCAAUACCGUUACGGACAAGAGGAUCUCGAUGCUCGGUUUCGCCUUCAAGAAAAAUACCGGUGAUACGCGUGAAUCACCGGCCAUUCACGUUGCUAAGACCCUGUUGGACGAGGGCGCUAUGCUUCACAUAUACGAUCCCAAGGUCGAAGAAAGUCAAAUUAUCGAGGAUUUGACGCAUCCAAGCGUAACAAACGACCCGGAACACGUAAAAAGUAGAAUUGGUAUUUACAAAGAUGCUUAUAGCGCUACGAAAGGUACACACGCUAUUGUCCUAUGUACCGAGUGGGAUGAGUUUGUGGAGCUGGAUUAUAAACGAAUUUACAUUAACAUGAUGAAACCUGCAUACAUUUUUGAUGGAAGAAAAAUUUUAGAUCAUGGCAAGUUGCAAAAAAUCGGUUUCAUCGUGCAGACUAUUGGUAAGAGAAUUACGAGAACGGUGCUUUCGAGAGCGUGGGGAAGUCAAACUCAGAUAUAAUAAUGUUUACAUAGGUUAUCAUAAAGAAAAGAGAACGAAAAAUGUUUAAUUUCAUGUAUGUUUUAAUUAUAUAAAUUCAUAAAUGUCUUUAAAAUCUUGUGAAUGAUAUAAAUUAGAUUUCUAAAAUUUAUGAACUUUUAUUAAUGAUAAGUUUGCUUUAGCUUAAAGUAUUUUUUUUAUUUUAAAGACGUUGUAAAAUAAUAAAUUAAUUUUUUCAAAUUUGUGAAAAUAUAGGUUUACAAGAUUUUAAAAGAUUAAAUUUUUUUUCAACGAGAUUUAAAAUUAAAAAUCGGAAACAAAUACACUGUUUUGAAAACACGUAUCGUGCACGAUACAAUAUUGCUAUGUCGUGACUUUUGUAAUAAUCAAUAAUAUCAGUUGAAUCAAAUAUUUAUAUAUAUUUCUUACAUAAUUUGAUAUGCAGUUAAUAUCGUAUAUUAAGUAUGUUAUAAUUAUCGCAUUAAUUGACGAUACGCAAUGUAGUAUUAUUUUUAUCACUUUUUAUUAAUGCUGCAAAUAUUAUUGUGAAUUUAUCGAUUACGGGCAUUUAUGGGAUAUAUAGUAAAUAAUACUAUUUUAAAAAAAUGAAAUAGAUUAUCUUUGGUUUUUUGUGCAAUAUAUAUUACGUAUGAAAAAGUACUGCAAAUGAACUCUUUGAUACUAAUACAUUAUUGUGAUAUGUUAUAUUUUAAUUCAAAAAUAGAGGUUGAAACAACUCCAAUUAUGGAUAAUUUUGAUUCCUCGUUUUCAACCCCUACUUUAAAAGCAUAUUUUUAAUUAUGUAUAACAUUAUUAUAAUUUUAUCUUUUUGUAUUCCUUUAUUGCAUUUUUGGAAAACUUUUCCUAUAGUCUUACACGAUUUUAAAUGUAUAUUAUGUAUUUUCUUUAUAUGAUAUUUAGAAGUAUUUAUAAGUGAUACAAGUGAUAUAAAUGAUUCAUUCUGAAUGAUACUAUUAUUUUUAAAAAUGCAAUGAAGUUAUAAAAAUUGUUUUUUUGCUUUGUUACAAAAAUUAUAAGUAUAUUGUAAUGUUAUAAUGUUAAAUAAUUUUUUUGUAAUAGUAACAUUAGAAAGAAAAGGAAAAAAAUAAGCAAUAAUAUCAAUGUUAUAUUUAGUAUAUUACAUCAUAUACUAAAUAUACAUAUAUUUGAUAUAUGAUAUCAAAAUGUUCUGUAUGAUAAUGCCAUUUAUAAAAAAAAAAAAUUAGGAAAUUAGCAAAUUAAAAUAUUCAAAAUAAUUUUACAAAAACUAUUUUCAUUGUAUGUAAUUAUAAGAAAGUGAUAUAAGCAAA